AUAAGUUUUUACACUUUAAGGGCUUGAAUUUAAAGAGUUAAUUUUGAAAAAAUCCAAAUCCAACUCAUAAUCCUCUUGUUAGUUGCAGACGUAACACAUAUAUCAGCUCCUCCGCUUUGAAAUUCUCGACGACUGAGAAUCCAUCAGAAGGGGGUUAGUUAAUGGAAGGAGAGAAUGUGAUAGAAGAAGGUGGCUUUUUGGCCGCGCCUCUGAAGAAGCAGAAAGGGUCGAAUGAUAAUAAUAAUAGCAAGGAAGCAGAGCUGCGAUCAGAAAUUAAGCAGCUUUUGAGAGAGGCCACUGCGUUGUCUCAGCCAGCCACGUUUGCGCAAGCUGCUAAACUUAGGAGGUCAGCAGCUACUAAAGAGAAAGAACUUGCACACUAUGUGGAGCAGCAUAACAAAGAACUGUCAUACGAUCUGUAUGGAAACGUUCUGAUUGCUUCAAAGGUUGUGAUGUACUUAAUCUUGGUAUUUUGGUUCUUGAGGACUCCAAUUGCCAUGAUUGCUAAGCAACUUGUUCAACCCUUUGGGAGGUUGUUAUCUUGGGGAACAGGAGGUCACUUGACAGGCCAUGCGAUGGUUGGGAUCAUACCGUGGCUGAUACUCUCAACCAGAGUGAGCAAAUAUGUGUGGAAGUUCGUUGAGUUCUAAAAAUCACAUUCCUCAAGAAAAUUAAUGUUUUUUCAGUCUUGAAGUUGUAGCCUUUUUAGGAGACACUUGUGCCAUAAUUGUUCUUUUCCUAAUCUAACUUGGCAUUUUUGUACAUUAUAUGGAUCCCUAUUUUCCAGUUUAUGCUGGAUUUUUACCAAUAACAAUGGCAAUGAUAGCA
This is a messenger RNA of Raphanus sativus (radish), 828 nucleotides long. Its product is annotated as protein GET1-like. Lineage: Eukaryota; Viridiplantae; Streptophyta; Magnoliopsida; Brassicales; Brassicaceae. The transcript has 8 exons. The record is from RefSeq and is a predicted model, not a curated record. Bases 162 to 650 code for a protein of 162 amino acids. Gene Ontology annotation, biological process: tail-anchored membrane protein insertion into ER membrane.